AGCCAUUUUGGCUCAAGCUGUUUCAGCAGCGGGACCGGCGGGGUAGCGCAGCCGAUAGCCAUCAUGGCGACGCUGGGCGCGGCCAGCGUGCUGCUUCCACCAAGGGUCGCUUGACCGCAGGUGGCCUUGAUCUGCGACGUUGAUGUUUCGGUUCGGUAUCCUGGCGCUUCUGGCAGCACAAAAUGCUGGACAGACCCUGAUCAUCAAGUACGCGCAACAUCAUGGAAGCCAUCCUGACACGCUGGUCUUGAUGGUGGUCGUUGAGCUAGGGAAGCUGGUCGUGUCAAUGGUCCUGUUCUUCAUGUUCGAGGCCGACGUCACCUGGAUCCAGUUCUUCUCGCCAUCCGCAGUCAGGCGAAGCUUCAAGCUGGCGCCGCCAGCGCUGAUGUUCGCUCUGCAGAACCAGAUCCUUUUUGUGGCGGUGCAGAAUCUGGACCCGCCGGUGUUUCAGGCCCUGACUCAACUGAAGAUUCUCUUCGCUGGAGUUUUCAGUUACGUGCUGCUGAACAAGCGGCUGUCUCAGGUGCAAUGGGUGGCUCUGCUGCUUCUGGCGAGUGGGGCGGCACUCGUGCAGGUAGAGGCAUCGAUGUGCAAGGCCAUGAGCAACAAGAACGAGGACGCCGACCCGUUCAAGGGGCUCGUGGCGGUGAUCACCAUGUCCGUGAUGUCUGGCCUCGCGGGCUGCUACACGGAGAAGAUGCUGAAGACGGAAAAGCUCCCCAUGUGGCUGCAGAGCGCGGAGGUGGCCGGUUUCAGCAUCCUCGUGCUCACGUUCAUGUGUAUGUGGUCGCGCGUCAGCAUGAUCAGCUUGGACAUGAACGUCCUGGACAGCAAGCGGACCGACACCAUCAUGGACAGCCUCAUGAAGGGGUUCGUUCCGCUGACGUGGGUCGUCGUCGUCGUGAUGUCCCUGGGGGGCCUCAUAGUGGUCGCCGCGCUGCGAUACGCCGACAACGUGAUGAAAGGCAUGUCUGUCGUGGCCUCGCUUGUCUUGAGCGGCAUGUGGUCGGCGCUGGCAUUUGGCACAUCCCUGAGUGCAAUCUUCGUCCUCGCCACCGUCGUCAUCUGCGCUGCCAUGUUCCUGUACCAGGCAGCGCCUUCUGUGGCCACAGCGGACACGGCUCAGAACCACGCGUUCCUGCGGGCCAUCUCGCGGACAGCGCUGUCGCCCGGCAAGAGGGCGGCCGAGAGCGACGAGGAGACUCCGGAGGAGCCCCUGAAGGCCGAGACGAUGAUCUCGAAGGGAGGCCAGUGAGCUGCCGCCGGCCUCCGUGGAGCGCCCGUGCCGAACGCGUGGCGACGGGGCCCGUGGUGUUCCGCUGGUGUGCUGAGUGCGGGUGUGGUCCACGAGUUGUGUUACUGAGCAAAAGGAAAGUGCCGG
This is a messenger RNA of Prorocentrum cordatum, 1381 nucleotides long. NCBI's taxonomy places the organism in Eukaryota, Dinophyceae, Prorocentrales, Prorocentraceae. The record is from the annotation of a GenBank genome assembly.